This is a messenger RNA of Dromiciops gliroides (monito del monte), 582 nucleotides long. Its product is annotated as glycine-rich cell wall structural protein 1-like. The transcript has 3 exons. NCBI's taxonomy places the organism in Eukaryota, Metazoa, Chordata, Mammalia, Microbiotheria, Microbiotheriidae. The coding region runs from base 1 to 582 and encodes 193 amino acids. The record is from RefSeq and is a predicted model, not a curated record.
AUGUCUUCCUCUAGCGGCGCAGGGCGGGCGCUGAGGACCGCGGGGGCGUUUGGCUCGGAGCGGCGCGAAGCAGGGAGCGGAGGGAACAGGUCGGUUGCCCGCCGCUGCGCCUGCGUGGCUGAGAGGGGAAGUGAGGCGGUUUCCUCGGCGCCUUUUCCGGCUGUGGCUGGGGCUGAGCUGGGAGGAGGAAGAGGAGGAGGCGGCGGCGGCAGCGGCAGCAGCAGCAGCGUCGGCCGGGGGACCCUGCAUACAGGGCGGUGGCCGGAGGAAGCUCACCGAGUCCCUCCGGGGAUCAAUGACCUGACGAGGAGCCGGAGCCGCCGCUGUCGCUCGGGUGGCGAGGGUCGGUGGUUCGGCGGGCGGGCGGGCCGGGGUCUCCAGCGGCGGCGGGGCCCGGAGAGACGGCAGGCAGUCGGAAGAGCGGGCCGAGCGGGAGCGGCGGCGGCGGCGGCGCUCGGUGCCUGGGGGGGAAGGGCAGUUCCGGGCUGGGCCUCACCAGGGCGGCGGCUCCCCGCGGCGCAGCUUCUGGCCGGCGGUGGCCACUGGAGGAAGCCCGGCUUGGGGCCGGUGAUGUUUGACUGA